CAACAGCCUUUACUCAUCCACUGGGUCUGCGAUGCUCUACACCCACACCCAAUCCAAAUAUGUGAUUUGUUCGUAAUGCGCGCCCAAAUCCAUUUUUCUAGUUCUUCACUUUUCUGAUCGGUCAUCGGUGCCUCCCCGUUCCCCCGCCUCUCUCAAAUUUUCUAAACAGAUCUUGAAUAUGUUUUGUGAAGUGGAACUAGCAAGAGAUGUGGAAGUCAUGGCUGAAAAUGAAAAGAGAGAUGGUUUCAACAACUUUCACAGGUACAUUAUAACAUGUCUAUUAGAAAACCUAUUGAAGGAGAAGGCCAGCAGAGAUCAUGGCUAUUUUCUUGCUGUUACUAACUUGAAAAGCAUAGGCAAGGGAGAGGUUAAGAAUGAGUCUCAAUCUCAAUGCAUUUCAUUCCCGGUGACGUUUAGUUGCCGAACCUUUUUGCCUUUCGAGGGGGAGAUCUUGCACGGAGUUGUUCGUCACAUAUUUAGGCGUGGAUUACUCUUAAGAUGUGGACCUAUCAAGUAUGUGUUUCUCUCAGCUCGUAAAAUGCCAACCUACCGUUACGUCGGUGGCAAAAAUCCACUUUUCUCGAGUGACGAAUGUGCGACAAUAGAAAACGACGUGGUUGUACGUUUCAGUGUGCUUGGUGUGAGAUGGAUAGAGAAGAGAGGAUGCAUCAAAAAGGAGUUUGUGAUGCUUGCUAGCUUAGAAGGUAACAACUCACUCGGUCCGAUUUCUUCGUCCGAAUCGGAUGAGUUUGACUUGUAAAUCUAGAAACAAAAACAUGGAAAUGUUCCAUUGUAAUAUAAAAUCUUACAUGCCUUACUGAUUUCUUCAUUUUGUA
Molecule: messenger RNA, 836 nt
Organism: Momordica charantia (bitter melon)
Lineage: Eukaryota; Viridiplantae; Streptophyta; Magnoliopsida; Cucurbitales; Cucurbitaceae
Product: DNA-directed RNA polymerase V subunit 7
Biological process (GO): DNA-templated transcription initiation
Molecular function (GO): single-stranded DNA binding; single-stranded RNA binding
Source: RefSeq, a predicted model, not a curated record